AUGCAGAGGCGAGCAGAGAGGAUGAGGCGGCAGGUGGACGGGGGAGAGGAGAGUGGGGAUCAUCAUCAUCAACAACAACAGCAGCAGCAGCAGCAGCAGCAGCAGCAGCAGCAGCAGCAGCAGCAGCAGCAGCAGCAGCAGCAGCAGCAGCAGCAGCAGCAGCAGCAGCAGCAGCAGCGGAAGCAGCAGGAGCAAUGCGACUACCAGCAGCGGCAACAGCAGCAGCAACAACAGCAGGCGCAGGAGCACCAAGCGCAGCAAAAGCGCCCAGUAGCUCCUCUGCAGGUGUCUCUAGAGCUCGUUUCAACAGAAGAGUUCUGUGUCUUUGCGGAUUGGGACACAAGCGGAGCUGCUUACAAGGAGUACAUGAGAAGGGUUGGAAGAGAAGCAAGCAGAGCGCCUGGCGGGCAGAACGGGAGAGAAUCCGGCACUGGUCGAGGAAAUCCGAAGGUGCCAGUGAUUGGAGACGCAGCUAAUACAGGGCAUUCUAGUAACGAGAAAUCAGUGCACCAGCGGGAAAUUUCAGGAAGGCCGCAGAAUGGCACGGAGGAGAAUGCAGGCAGCAGGGGCAGCAGGGGCAGCAGGGGCAGCAGCGGGACGCGGUUGGACCAUCAGACUGCUCUUGCGUUCUGCAUGAGCUUCGUUAAGGUUCGGCCAAUCAGGUGGCAGCACGUGGCAACAGAGGCAUCAAGGGGCAUCACCCGCCUGGUGCCGGUCUUCCCUCUUCGCCUCUACGACUCCCUCCUCUUCUCCCUCCGCUCCAUUCCUCCCUUCCAAGCCUUCCAACCCCUUCCUCCAAACCGACAACCAGAGCAGUGUGAGAGAGUGAGUGUGGGGGUGCGGAUACAGGGCGUGCCUGUGAGUACGUUAGCAAGUGACCUGGCAGUAGGUUCGGGGCAAGGUGGUUCGACAAGGAGUGCGUUGGAUCGGGAGAUGGAGCAACGGCUGCCAAUUCAGCUCCGGCGAGCACUGCUGCCGUUCCAGAGGGAGGGGGUGGCGUUUGCAGUGGGGAGAGGGGGGCGAUGCCUGAUUGCAGACGAGAUGGGUGUGGGGAAGACCAUCCAGGCCAUAGCAGCAGCGGCGUGGUACAUGGCAGAGGGCCCUCUCCUCAUCGUGUGUCCGGCAUGCCUCAGACUGCAGUGGGCCGAGCAGCUGGAGAGAUGGCUGCCCUUCCUGCGCCCCUCCCAGAUCCACAUCGUGUUUGGCCAGAGGGACGAUCUAGUGGAGGAGGACAAAGGGGAGAGGUCGCUCGUAGCUGGCACGGAAGGUCACUCGAACAAGGCAAAGAGCUCAGCCCCAGCAGUGGUGAUCACGUCCUUCACCAUGGCAGGGCGCCUACGACGAACGCUGAUGAGGAGGCGAGGGGGAUGGGGCAUGGUGGUGGUGGAUGAGGCACACGUGCUGAGGACUGCCAGGAAACCGUUUGACUGCCUGGAGACUCGAGUGGUGGUGGACGUGAUUCGACGCACCAAGCGAGCCAUCCUGCUCACCGGCACUCCAUCCCUCUCCAGGCCCUUUGACAUCUUCAACCUGGUCGACAGCCUCUGGCCUGGCCUGCUGGGCACGUCCAAGUACGAGUUUGCUCGCAACUACUGCGACAGGGGGAGGGACAGCAGAGACUUCUCGAGGGGGAUUCGAUUGCGCGAGCUGCACAUCCUGCUGUCGCACACCGUCAUGGUGAGAGACGGGGGUGCUCGUGCUGUCACACAUGGUCAUGGACAGCAGGGAAUUCUCAAGGGGGAUUCGACUGCGUGUGCUGCACGUCCUGCUGUCCCGCACCGUCAUGGUGAGGAGGCGUUUUCCCAGAUGAUGCAAGCGAUCACGUACUAUGUAUGUGUGUGUGGAUGGACGUUUCUCUCUGCCCUGCUGCAGAUCCGUCGGCUCAAGUCUGAGGUGGCACUGCAGCUGCCACCUAAGCGCCGCCAGGUCAUCAGGCUGCGCCUUGAACCAUCUGACGUGGCACUUGCGGUUCAGAGAGUUGCUGAGCUGGCAGGGGGUAGUGCUGUGGUGUAUAGAGACAAAGAAUCCAAGGACGUAGAUACAGAAGAGGGGGAGGAUGGGGGAGAGGACAAUGAGGACGGGGGGGAGGAAGGGGGAGAAGAGGAGGCAGGAGAGGAAGGAGAGGGUGAGGAGGAUGAUAGGGAAGAGGGUGAAGGGGAAGAGGGUGUGGAACAGGGAAAUUUGAAGGACCCGGAAGUGGAAAAGAGCAGUGAAAGAAACAGUGAGCGGAGCUGUGAUUCUGACCCUUGUAAAACGGCGGAUAUCGUACAAGGCAAUAAGAAGGCACUUGUGGGUGAUGCAAAGGCGGCCGAGGGCGGUAGGGGGAGGAGGAUGAGGGCUUUAAGGGCUGAAGGGGGUAAUUCAAAUGCUGGUGGGGGGGAUGUGGGGGGUGGAAGAGGUGGGGAAAGGGACGGAAAGGGGAGUGUGAGGGGUGGAAGCAUAAGAGGUGGAAGAGGGGGUGCAAGGGGUGGUAGGGGGAGGAGGAAGCAGGGAGCAGAGGAGAGGGAGGGGCGGAGAGGAGGGAAGGUUGGGGUUGGGGGGUUGAGCCCUGAAGAACUUGGACUGGCCAAGAUGAGAGGGGUGGAAGAGUGGUUGAGUCACUGCUCGGUUCUGAGGGGUUGGGAGGGGUGUGAGGAGGGCGGAGAGGAAGAGGGAGGCGAGGGAGGGGUGGGAGGCGAGGAAAGGGGAGGAGAAGGGGUUGGAGGCGGUGGGGAUGUGGAGGGGGAGGGACCAAGCGAGAGGAAAGAGAGGAGUGAGAAGAAGCACAGGGGAAGGAAUGGGCGGAUGGUAGAGAAGAUGGUGAUUUUCGCCCACCACCACGUGGUGAUGGACGCCCUACAGGCUGCUGUCUACCGCAUUGCUGCUGCCAGCAUUCUGAGGAGAGGCGAUGAUGAGGAGAAGGGGGGUGGGAUGGAUGAGGAGAGAGGGGCGGGUGAAGAGGUGGGGGGGGCAGAGGAAGUGGGGGGAGCUGAGGGAGAAAGGGAAUCCCAGGGGGUGAGGGGAAGUGGAAUGGCAGAGGGCGAAGGAGAAGGAGAGGAAGAGGAAGGAGUGGUGGAGAUUGGAGGUGGGGAUGCGGGGAGCAGGGGAAGGAGGUACGGCGACCCUGCCGAGCCUGCGUGCCGUACCAAGCCUGCCGAACCUGCCAAGCCUGCCAAAGCUGCUAUGCGGUUUGAGUUGGUUCGGGUGGACGGCACCACGCCUCCUCUGGAGCGGGCCGAGGCUGUCAAGAGGUUCGCCACCGAGCCUCAGGUCCGGGUGGCGAUAGUGGGCGUGACGGCGGGCGGCGUGGGCUUGGACUUUAGUGCGGCGCAGACGAUUGUGUUUGCGGAGAUCCCGAGGGCGGCAGCAGAUCUGCUGCAGGCAGAGGACAGGGCGCACAGGAGGGGGCAGAGGUUCCCUGUGAACGUGGUUGUGUUCUGUGCCAAGCCCUACUUCAUAGAUGAGGAUUCCUCCUCCCUCAAGGUGAGAGGCAAGGCAGCGGAUGUGCUGCAGGCAGAGGAUAGGGUGCACAGGAAGGGGCAGAGAUUCCAUGUGAUGAACGUGGCGGAGUUCUGUGCUAAGAUGGUGAGUGGCAAAUCAGCGGCUUUGCUGCAGGCAGAGGAUUGGGCGCACAGGAGAGGCCAAAAAUUCCCUGUCAACGUGGUGAUGUUCUGUGCCAAGAGGCUGUGCUGCAGUGCAGAACGAGUGCCGGCUGCUGUGGUAUGGACGGGGGGGAGCAGCACGAGAGAGGGAGGGAGGGAAGUCAUUAUAUCGCCCGUCUCACUCCACUCCUCUCCUCUCCUCCCUGCCCAUAUCCAGGACUCUCGGGACGAGACGGCGUGGCAGAGGCUGUGUUGCAGUUCAGAGCGCGUGUCGGCUGCUGUGGAUGGGGGGAAGCAGCAAGAGGGAGUGCUGGAAGGGAAGUUAUGUCACUCUAUCUGCCUCCUCACUCCUCUCUUCUCGCUCCUCUUCUUCCCUUUCUCGUGCAUUCCUUCCGUUCAGGACUCUCGGGAUGAGACGGCGUGGCAGAGGCUGUGCCGCAGUGCAGAGCGUGUGUCGGCUGCUGUGGAUGGGGGGAAGCAGCAAGAGGGAGGGCUGGUAGUGGAUAGUGUUGUGGACGGGUCUGCUGUUAAACGAGGCAGGACGGAGGGGGGGGUGGAGGGAGUGGGGAGGCAGGAAAGAAGGCUUCUAAUGGAUAGCUUUGCUGAUGGUACUGCUGUGGACGGGGGGAAGAAGCAAGAGGGAGGGUUGACAGUGGAUAGUGUUGUUUAUGGUUCUGCUGUGAAGCGAAGAAGGACAGAGGGAGGGGUGGAGAGAGUGGGGAGGCAGGAAAGAAGGCUUCUAAUGGAUAGCUUUGCUGACCAGUCUGCUGAGGAUGGGGAGAAGCAGCAAGAGGGAGGGUUGACAGUGGAUAGUGUUGCUGAUGGUUCUGCUGUGAAGCGAAGAAGGACAGAGAAGGGGACGGGAAGCGAUGAACUGGGAGAGGGGGGCAAGAUUGAGGGUAGAGAAGCAGAGAAGGGCGCCGGUGGAAUGGAGAGCAAGGAAGAAAAGGCCACGUUAAACAGGCCCCAACUGCCAGGCGCCUCAUUGAGCAGACCGCAAGCGGAAGACAUGUACGCACAUGAAUGUGACACCAAUAGUCCUUGUCGCUGCAGGCCAGUGGGGGAGAGCAGUGCUCCUAGUAGGGAUGUGGGAGGGAAGUGUGCAGCAAUUCACUGUUGUGCAGAUGAUAAGGGAAAAAUGGGCAGGGUGGAGGAAGAAGAGGAGGAGGAGGCAGAUGGAAAGCGAUGGACGCAGAUCAAACCGGAGGACCUGCGAUUCGAGGUGAGCAAUCACACGGGCAGGAUCCAUCUGUUCUGCAGCCAUCCUGACCGUCCAUUCGCCCCAGUUCCACUCGAGCAAAACUUCCAUCCAGAAGAUCUGGACCUCGUUAUAAGCAACCCCCUUUGUGUCAUAGAAAGCAAGAAGGAAGGUUCCUCUGCAGCUUCCCCCCAGCUCGCGGACUCAGAGGAUCGCAUGCCGCCAAUCCUGCGGCGACACGUGGCGCUUCGAGAGGCCGCCAGGUCAUUCGUCAGCGAGUGGGGGGCGCUGAAGCCGCAGCACCGGAGGAAGCUGCUUGGAAGGAUCCUGGCGCUUCCUGUGGCGGAGGAGCUGGAGCGAGUGCUGUUCCCCCUCCCCUUCAGUGACGUCAUGGGCAUGGCAGGGCCGUGUGGCAGCAAGAAGAGGUGGGCGACGAGAGGGGAUAUACUCACUGCUGCCAGGGAGGGAAGGGGAGUGGGUGGUGGAAGCACAGGUCUCAUGCAGCAAGGGCACCAACAGUGCCACGCCCUCUCUGUUGCUCCCACUCCUGCUUCUCCACCUACCUCUCUGUUCAACUUCUAUGAUGACUCAUGCAGCAAGGGCACCAACAGUGCCCCGCCAUCUCUUCUGCUCCAAUUCCUGCUUCUCCACCUACCUAUCCAUUCAUCCUCUCCAUUCAUCCUCUCCCUUCAUCCUCUCCAUUCAUCCUCUCCCUUCAUCCUCUCCAUUCAUCCUCUCCCUUCAUCCUCUCCCUUCAUCCUCUCCCUUCAUCCUCUCCCUUCUCCUCUCUAUCCCUCCCGUUCCCACUCUCCCCCGCUUUCUCUCACCAGUUCCCUCGCAGCAAGAUCGCCAACAGUGCCCUGCCAUCUCUUCUGCUCUGACUCCUGCUUCUCCUCACCUACCUCUCUCACUGUCACUCCGUGUAUCUCUUUGUCCCUUACCAGGACUCAUGCAGCAAGGGCGCCAACGGUGCCCCGCCAUCUCUUCUGCUCCAAUUCCUGCUUCUCCAUUCAUCCUUUCCCUUCAUCCUCUCCCUUCAUCCUCUCCCUUCAUCCUCUCCCUUCAUCCUCUCCCUUCAUCCUCUCCCUUCUCCUCUCUAUCCCUCCCGUUCCCACUCUCCCCCGCUUUCUCUCACCAGUUCCCUCGCAGCAAGAUCGCCAACAGUGCCCUGCCAUCUCUUCUGCUCUGACUCCUGCUUCUCCUCACCUACCUCUCUCACUGUCACUCCGUGUAUCUCUCUGUCCCUUACCAGGACUCAUGCAGCAAGGGCGCCAACGGACGCAUGCAGCAAGGGCGCCAACGGUUCCCCGCCAUCUCUUCUGCUGCGAUUCCUGCUUCUCCACCUACCUCUCUCGCACCUCCCUUUCGUUCCUUCGCCAGGAGCUAUUUGCACUCGAGCGAGGCGUGUGUGUGACAUGCAACCUCGACUGCCAUGCUCUUGUCUCGGCCAUCAGGGUGCUACCCCCUACUGACCGCCGCCGAGUGAUCCUGCACUGGGCACCCCACUUCGCCAAGUACCCCAAGCUGCUGCAACGUCUAAUAGGCCUUCCCACAGAGGGCAACGUGUGGCAUGCGGAUCAUAAAGUAGCGGUGGCGGAGGGGGGAGGGGAGUGCGGAGUGGAGAAUCUGCGCACGCUCUGUGUGGCGUGCCACCUGUCGCACACUAACUUCCAAAAACGCCAGUGGGCUGAGGAGAGGAGGAGAGCGAGGGCUGCGUUGGUGGCUUUGGAGGCUAAGAAGAGAGGAGAGGGGGGGGGGAAGGAAGGGGGAGAGGGAGGGGAAGGGUGUGAGAAGAAGGGAGGUGGGAAGAGAAGGGGUGAUAAGAUGGCUGGUGGUGGUCUGGGUGUGGGCAAGGGGGGUGUGAAAGGAAGGAAGAGAAUGAGAGAGGCGGAGGAGGGUGAGGGGGAUGGGGAGGGAGGGAAGCAGGUGCAAGCGACAGGAAGGAGGUGCAAGGAAGGAAGGAGCACAGAAGGAGAGCGAGCGACAGGGAUGUCUGAUGGCGAUGGAAUCAAGAGGGAAAGGUGGGAGAGGGCAGAAGAGGGGCAGAUGGAGGUAGAGGAAAGGAGAGACGAGGCAGACGAAGGGAGCGAGGAGGCGAGGGAGGCAGGGAGGGAGGAAGCAGCAGACUGUCACAAACCUAGAAAAGGGUUGACUCUUUUUGACUGCUUUAAGAGAGUGGAAGUGGGUGGUGGCUCGAGAAAGGGUGACAGGCUGAGAGGAGGUGGAGAGUCACGAACAUCAAGAGAGGCAAGAGAUUCACGAGGGCGAGAGGAAACAAGAUUUGGUGAGGGAUUGGGAGGGCGAGACGAAUCAAGGCUGGAGGGGAAGUCGAGCACGCUUGGAGGGAGCAGUGGCGUAGCAAGGAAUAGCAGUGCAGUGGCAGGAGGAGGGAGCAGCAGUGCAGCCAGAGGCAGCAGAGAUGCAGAGGGAGGGAAGGUUGCAGUGGCAGCACCAAAUGCUGCUGUGGUAGGCAUGCGUCCACCUGUGGACGCGCCAACAGGCGUGUCUCCUCAUUCAGGCUCACUGACAGGCACGCUUCCACCUGUGGACGGCCUGAUAAGCGUGGGCGUGGUGAAGGAGGAUGGGGAGAUGGACGCCUUGCGGCGGCUCUUUCGACCGGUUGUGAGAGCUGUGUGCUCGCCUCGCCCCGCGAUUCCAGAGGCGUCGCCUCGCCCCGCGAUUCCAGAGGCGUCGCAUGCAACGGCCCCAAACCAGGAGCGUUCACCUCGCUCCACACACUGCCCAGUCUUGCCACACAAUGUCACAAGGGAUGGGAUGGCAGGUGUGAGAGUAGGCGGCGACUGCGCAUCCACAAAUCCGGGAGAAGGUGGGGGGGGGAGUGGAGGAGUGGUAGGUGGUGGAAAUGGUGAUGGGGGCAAGCGAGGAGUUAUCACGGAGGGUGGGGGUGGCAGGGACGGCAGGGGGGAGAGGAGGCAUGAGGAGCAGGUGGGCGUGUGGGAGGUAGUGGGGAUAGAUGAGGAAGGUGGGGUAGGAGAGCCUUACGUAGAUGUGGUUGAUCUGACAGGGCAGGAGGAUGAUGAGGAGGGAGAGGACGUUGAAGAGGGGGAGGAUGGUGGAGACGAAGGAAGUUUGAAAAGCAAGGGAGGUUUGGAAGGCAAGGGAGGUCUGAGAAGCAGGAAAGGUUCGGGAAGCAAGGGAGGUUUGGGAAGCAAGGGAGGUUUGGGAAGCAAGGGAGGUUUGGGAAGCAAGGGAGGUCUGGGAAGCAGGAAAGGUUUGGGAAGCAAGGGAGGUUGGGGAAGCAAGGAAGAUUUGGAAAGCUUUGGACUGGGUGAGGAGUGGAGGGCAGAGGGCAAGGAGGUGAGGCUUGGGGAGGACGUGGAUGAUGAUGUUGCUGACGUGGCAGAUGGGGAGCACGUGGCAGGUGAUAAGGAGGAGGGGGAUACAGGUUCACAGAAUGAGGCUGGAGGAGGAGGUGGUGCUGGUGCACGCAAGGAGAUGGGAGGAGGAGCAGGAGAAGCUGAGAGUCGGGCUUUAGACUUGGACUACAGGGUGGGAGGGGGUACACGAGGGGUGUGUGGGGAGCGUGUGGGGGUAAGGCAAGAAGCAGGAAAAGGCGGGGUUUGCUUUGACGCGUAUGCACACAAGUCAGGUGAUAGGGUGUACCUCAAGGGAGGUGAUAGGCAGGGGAGAGUGAAAAAUGGGAAGUUAGGGGUGAAGCGGUUUCUGCAGUAUAAACACAGCGGAGCGCAGGGCGCAAGUAACGGCAACGGCGAAAAGCACUGCUGGCGGAGGAAAGCACGACCGGCGGAGGCGGAAGCGGAGGCGGAGGGGGGAGCUUCCGCAUCCUCCCGUCGUCUCUGCUCUCCUUCGCCGCGCCCCCUGCUGAUUCCCGGGUUUCCCGGGACUCCCGGGCUAGUGGCAGAAGCAGCGGAAGAGUCCCGUCGUGCAUCAGUCUCAGCAGUGGGAGCGGCAGCAGCAGCAGACAUCUAA
Closterium sp. Naga37s-1 is the source of this 8730-nucleotide messenger RNA. Lineage: Eukaryota; Viridiplantae; Streptophyta; Zygnematophyceae; Desmidiales; Closteriaceae. The record is from the annotation of a GenBank genome assembly.